Messenger RNA from Solanum pennellii, 2666 nucleotides. Its product is annotated as protein RETICULATA-RELATED 3, chloroplastic-like. The record is from RefSeq and is a predicted model, not a curated record. Lineage: Eukaryota; Viridiplantae; Streptophyta; Magnoliopsida; Solanales; Solanaceae. The transcript has 2 exons. The coding region runs from base 201 to 1274 and encodes 357 amino acids.
GAAGCAACUCGACCCACCCGGCCCUCCCUCUAUUUACGGUUUUAGAUUAUUUUCUACCUUCUCCGCAGAAAUACAUUUCACCGUCUCUUUUGUGCACAUUGCUGAUAGUACAACAAACCACUCCAGUCCUCUCUCUGUCUGCAAAAACCAACCCCUUUUGCGGAAAUCACUCUAUUUAUCUUCUUCUAGUAGGUUCAAAGAUGUCGGCGGUGGUUCAACUUCGCUGCUCUUCACUUCCAGCCCACUAUCACUAUCAAACUCGUUACUUUUCUGCUGUCAAACCCACAUUUUCAGACAACAGUUGCGUCAGAAAUCUUAGCUUUAACCCAUUAACUACCAGCCAUUUGGGUUCUAAACAAUUGCUUAUCAAGUAUCAAGUUCCUUGUGCUGGGUGUGGGGGUGGUGAUGGAGGAAGCAUUGGCAUUGGUGGUGGUGGCGGUGGUGAUGGGGAUUCGGGUGAUGGGGGACAUUCAGAUGAUUCCUGGGACAGUUUUGGACCAAUUGGUGCUUUUCUUAAUGGCUGGAGAUCUAGGGUUGCUGCGGAUCCACAAUUCCCUUUUAAGGUUCUUAUGGAGGAAUUGGUUGGUGUCACUUCUGCUGUCAUAGGAGACAUGGCAUCUCGUCCUAACUUUGGCCUUAAUGAAUUGGAUUUUGUGUUUUCCACACUUGUCGUUGGUUCCAUUUUGAAUUUUGUGUUGAUGUAUAUAUUGGCACCAACAGCAUCUGUUUCUAGUCGAGAUCUGCCUUCAAUUUUCGCCAGUUGCCCACCAAGUCACAUGUUUGAGCCUGGGGCUUACAGUUUAUUCAGUAGGGUUGGGACAUUGGUCUACAAAGGAACUCUCUUUGCUGCAGUUGGAUUUGCUGCUGGACUUGUUGGAACUGCAAUUUCUAAUGGCUUAAUCAAGAUAAGGAAAAACAUGGAUCCUAAUUUUGAGACGCCAAAUAAGCCCCCUCCAACAUUUCUAAAUGCUGCAACAUGGGCAACUCAUAUGGGUGUCAGCAGUAAUUUAAGAUACCAAACGCUUAAUGGAAUUGAGUUCUUGCUAGACAAAGCUCUUCCUCCAGUGGUUUUUAAAACGUCCGUUGUGGUUUUGAGAUGCUUGAAUAAUGUUCUUGGGGGAAUGUCAUUUGUCAUGUUGGCAAGGCUGACUGGUUCUCAGAGUGUAGAUAAAGGGGAGCUAGUUACUGUGAAAGAUGAUGGAAUAAAGGUAGAGAAAGAGAGGUUGCUGAAUCAGAGCGACAACAUACAAACUGGUCAUUCUGUUUCAAAGUGAAUCGGCUUUGUGUGUAUCAAUAUCUAUCUAGUUACAAUCCCCCAAUUCAGCUUAGUCAGUUUUUGCCCCUUACUAUGAAUUAUGAUCAUAAAUAAUGAGUAGUAGUGUUUAGCUUCUCUGACUUCAUGUCCUUUAGGAGUUUUGAGUUUGUGUGUCCUGUCUAGCUUUCCUUUUCAGUGAUGAUAGAACCAGUUAUUUGUUGGUGCUGAUUAUGAUUUAUGUCCAUUUGUAUGUUAAACAUGACAUUCAUGCUUGCAACUGACACUAUGCCCAAAUCAUGUUAAAGGGAAGUAGCACCGUUUUCCGGUCCUGCAGCAUAGAUAAUUUCUUUUAUUCAGUCUUGCGUUACUGCUGAUAUAGCUAUAGUUUUGAUGGUGUAUGGGUUCUUUCUUUUUAUGGAUAUACAUAUUUUAAAUGAAAUUUUAUGAGUGUCCUACUAAAUAUAGUAUCACUAGAGUUAGUUGUGGCAGAGAAAGUGUUCUCACCUGCCAGUAGAUGCUCAGGAAAAGCAAAAGAUGAAGAAUUUGGAAGCAGUUCAUUGCCUGUGGGAGCUUGGUGGUAGCGAGGAAAUCACAGUCGACAAAAGAAAAUGUAGAUUCCAAAUGAAGAAAGGUAUAACAAUCUGCAGUACCUUCCACCUGUUUCAUUAUAAAUCAGCACAACAGUUAGAGACUCUUCAAAUUGUAGACUCAUUUUGAUGGUAGUUUAGUUCACUGUAUCAUUGGAGUACCAACAUAUUUUCAUGAUUGAUAAUUUCAAAGAGGAGAAACUAAGGGAAAACCAGGAUACGAGCAGCUGAAACAACCACUCCACAUUUUAACUAAAGCCGAUUUGCCGGGCAGCAUUGUGGAUAUUAGAUUGAGACAGGCACAGGAAAUCAUAGGGGAGUUGCUUAAGCCUGUGGAUUACAUAAAGAGACGGCAGUUGUGUAAACUUGCGAUGCAAAAUUCAAAAUUCAGGGAAGAGAGCCCUGGACCAAGUGGCAGUGUCUCUCCUUUCAAUACUAGUGGCAUGAAAACGUCCCAAAAUGAGGAAUUGAAGGUGUUGAUGGUGAGAGAUGUUUGUACAAUUAGAGGCAUGCCUCUCAACAUACAUCAUGUCUGCUUCACUACCUAAACCCAAACUAUAAACAGACACGCAGGUCAUUGUGGGUGAUGUUGCUUUGGUUGUGGGUUAUAGUUAUUUUUUUCCAAUCAACUACAGAAAUGACAUGAGAGUAAAAAGGAAAAUGAUUAUCCAAAGACACCAAAUAUUGGUGCUUUGACUGGAGCUGGAUUUGUGUAUUCACCUACUAGUGUAACAUGUAAUAUUUUAAAUUCUUUCUUGGAUGAUUGUAUUUGUUCGUCUGUUUGUUUCUUAUGCUAAAGAAAUAAGAAUGGCCCAAUUAGUGAA